This is a messenger RNA of Pangasianodon hypophthalmus (striped catfish), 4585 nucleotides long. RefSeq names its product protein phosphatase, Mg2+/Mn2+ dependent, 1Bb (gene ppm1bb). The coding region runs from base 386 to 1534 and encodes 382 amino acids. NCBI's taxonomy places the organism in Eukaryota, Metazoa, Chordata, Actinopteri, Siluriformes, Pangasiidae. Gene Ontology annotation, molecular function: manganese ion binding; protein serine/threonine phosphatase activity; magnesium ion binding. The record is from RefSeq and is a predicted model, not a curated record. The transcript has 6 exons. Gene Ontology annotation, biological process: protein dephosphorylation; negative regulation of canonical NF-kappaB signal transduction; positive regulation of canonical NF-kappaB signal transduction. Gene Ontology annotation, cellular component: nucleus; cytosol.
GCUCCAUCACAAGCUCCCUCCCCUUCACAAGACUCUGACCCGAUGAAGAGCUUGGCCCUCUCUAUGGGAGAAAGAUCAUUUUCAGUGUCCGCACAGUUCUUUAUUUCACCCCGGGAACCUUUAUUCAUGCGAGACUUUCAAUAAUUUCAUGUUUAGGGCGGUGAGUUGUUUUGGGGCGCAAAAAACUGGCCCUAAAAUGCCAAAGAAUUCACGCUGUGAAACACCGAAAACGGAAUUAUCGGCUCUCAUGUAAAGUCAAAUCUGUUUGAUUGUUUUUUUAAAGAAGCGAAGUGAAGAAUUUGGGAUAAAAUAUCCAGAGGUUAUAAACAGAAGUCGGAACGGAGUCCAGAUAUCCGUGUUAUUGUAUAAGAUUGUGUCCUAAGCCAUGGGGGCAUUUUUGGACAAGCCAAAAACGGAGAAGCACAAUGCCCACGGUGCAGGUAACGGCCUGCGUUUUGGUCUGAGCAGCAUGCAGGGUUGGCGGGUGGAGAUGGAGGACGCUCACACAGCAGUGGUGGGCCUCCCUCAUGGCCUGGAUGACUGGUCCUUCUUUGCCGUUUACGACGGGCAUGCCGGUUCACGUGUGGCCAACUACUGCUCAAAACACCUACUGGAGCACAUUAUCAGCAGCAGCGAGGACUUCCGGCCUGGUCGUGACUCGGUGGAGGGCGUGAAGAGCGGAAUUCGCUCUGGAUUUCUGAAGAUAGAUGAGUACAUGCGCAACUUUUCUGAGCUGCGUAAUGGUAUGGACCGUAGUGGCUCAACAGCUGUGGGCGUGCUGCUCUCGCCUGAGCACCUCUAUUUCAUCAACUGCGGCGACUCUCGUGCCGUGUUGUGCCGUGCUGGUCAGGUGCGUUUCUCCACUCAGGACCACAAGCCCUGCAACCCUCGUGAGAAGGAGCGCAUCCAGAACGCUGGCGGCUCCGUUAUGAUCCAGCGUGUCAACGGCUCCCUCGCAGUGUCACGUGCCCUUGGCGACUACGACUACAAGUGCGUGGAUGGAAAGGGACCCACAGAGCAGCUGGUGUCGCCUGAGCCUGAAGUGUUUGAGAUUCCUCGUGUUCCAGAUGAGGAUGAGUUUGUGGUGCUGGCUUGCGACGGCAUCUGGGACGUCAUGAGCAACGAGGAGCUGUGUGAAUUUGUGCGCUCCCGUCUGGAGGUGUGCGAUGACCUAGAAAAAGUCUGCAACUCUGUGGUGGACACAUGUCUACACAAAGGCAGUCGUGACAACAUGAGUGUUGUGCUGGUGUGUUUGCCCAAUGCACCCAAGGUAUCGGAGGAGGCAGUGAAGAGAGAGGCAGAGCUGGACAAGUUUCUGGAGUGUCGUGUUGAGGAGAUCAUGGAGAAGUCAGGAGAGGAAGGUGUCCCGGACCUGGCUUGUGUCAUGCGCAACCUCUCUGCUGAGAACAUCCCAAACUUACCACCAGGAGGUGGUCUUGCGAGCAAACGCAGUGUAAUUGAGGCCGUGUACAACAGGCUUAACCCACAUAGAGAAGAUGAUGGGAGUGGAGGUGACCUGGAUGACCCAUGGUAGCCAGAGACACCCACAACUGCAGUCUUCAAAUGAGAAUGUCCUCAGUUCACACAAAAAGAAAAUCUUUACUCACACCUUUUGGUUUUGAUUCCGAGAGAUUCAUAGGAAAUAUUCAAAGCCUGGAACGAAAACACAAACGCAUCAAAACACUUCUUUCGACGAUGAGGAAUCUGCAGAAAUGGCAAGAUUUUUCUUUUAGAACUGCACCAUUGUAUGGUAGAGAGAAAUAAUUUCACUUUUUGUUCCAUGUUGUUUUUUUUGUUUUUUUUUUUUCCCCCUUCCCGCUGUAAGUUAACGGAGUGAUGAUGAGACUGAGGAUUUGUGGCUUCUUGAGCUGUAGGAGAGACUCUGGACUUAAUGGCUGGUGGACAGACUGCAGCACCAGCGAGAGCUCUGAGAGGGAGAGGCGAGGUGUUUGGACCUCUUGUCAGUGAUGCAGGGUGCUCUAGCAUGAUGAGCUGCCCUUGCACUUCCUCACCUGUCUCAUACAUGGCUCUCCUCCUCACUCUACGCAUGCACAGCUUUCCAGAGACAUGACCGAUAGGCAUUACUUAUUUUCAGUGUGUUCACCAUGUUCAGCCACCAAAUGCCACCAACUCUACUUAAAUCCUGCAUUUACACUCUUUUCUGAUUUUCUCUCGUUUGUCAUCCUGCUGCCUGAAUAUCCUUAUAUAUCCUUUUGCAUUUUGUUAGCAAUUAUAUUUUGUCAGAUGCUAGUUUUGGUGCUUGCAGUAAAACAAAACAAAAAAAAAGUAGUAGCACUCAUUAGAACAAGCGUUAACUAGGACAUGUGCACUCAGCAACUCGAGGGAAAAUUAACUACUGUAGGGAGUGUAAAUAUGGUGAGCUUUUGGGUUUUGGGUGGCUUUGUGACCUUCUACUUCCUGUGGCACUCACGGUGAAACAGAGCUUCACAAUCCAGUUCUAAAGGACCCUCAGCCGAAUUCAGAAUUUUUAUCACAUUCUACAGCCUUUGAUUUAAAUCUGUUUUAAUAAGUGAAAUCUAUUUUUGUGCAGUAGAUGAUUUAGAACAAUUGGGGAUCCAGAAGAACUGGCUUCAACUGGCUAAAACCUCUCCUUUAAGACCUCCAGAUCUUUUACCUUUGCGCAUCCUCUCAUUUCUCUACUUGUGGUCCUGACUUGUGGCUUGCCUUCUGAUUUUUUUUUUUUUUUCUCUAAAAACAGUGUACUAUGUAGAACCAUUUAACACAAAACAUUUUAACUUAAUUUUUAAACAAUUCUGCAUUUUAAAGCUUUUUAUUAAAGCUUUUUUCAUUAUAAUUAAUGGUAUAAUUGGUAUUAUUUGCAGUUAGAUUUGGUUACAGGGGAAUAGCAUGACUUUAAAUAAAGUAAUUGAGACGGUUGAGGUUGGUAAAGUAUUUCUAAAGCAAAACUGCUGAACUGCAUGCAUGCAUAUAAUAUUGUGAUGUUUGCCAGAACAACAGCGAGCAAACACUACUCCAGUAGUACUGCAGUAGGUACUGGAAUUUUUCAUGGGUGAAUCUUUUUCCCCUCUUCCCUACCCCUCUUAUUUCUCGAACCCCCUCUUUGUGUCUGGGUUGACAGUUAUUUAACUUAACAGUAUUUUUGGUUUCAUAUGUUAAUCUGCGCCUGUGAGAAUGACUGGAAGAUGCUUGGCAUUAAUGGUUUACUCGCAGGACACUUGGCUUUGGAUGAAUGUACCCCUUGUUUACACAUAUACACAAACAUGCAUGUAUAACGUUGAACAACUUCUGUGUUGCUCAUGCCUUUCGUGCAUAAUUAUAUACAAAUAUCAAAGUAGCCUGAUUAGAUAUUUGAAAUAUUCACACAUACUCAUGCGUGACAAAUUAAAGGAAAAAUCAGUGGAUCUCUUGUACUGUGGAGGGCAUUUUGCUGGUAUGAAAGAUGAAACCUGUCUGUCCUGAUGGGAGUGGUUAAUUCAGGAAUGACACCACCCCCAUCCACAGGGCACGAGGACUCAGAGUUUGAGUCUAAAAAUGAUGUAAAUCUCAUGCUCUGGCCUUCACAGUGACCAGAGCUCAACCCAGUUUCACAAACGUGGGAGACUGGAAUCAUGUGCUAGACAUCGCUCUGCACCACCACCACCACCAUCAAAACACUGAUUGAGGUAAUAUCUUUUGUAAGAAUGUUGUUCAUCUCUCCAGUACAGUUUCAGAGACUUGGAGAAUCUGUGCCAAGGCCUGAUGAAGCUGCUCUGGUAGAUUGUGGUGACCUAACACCUUCGUAAUACACGUUGUUAGUUUUUCCCUUUAGUUUGUCACCUGUCUUUUUGAUAAUCAGGCUAUCUUGAUACAUACUUGUCAUAUAUGCCCAUUUGAGGUAGAUGUUUGUCCACUCUACAGAAACUAUGAUUUGCAUUCGAGGCCUUUCUUUAAGAAAAAAAAAAAAAAACAAAAAAAACUUUUCUUUCCCCUCCCUACUGAUUUCUCACUGACCUCACCUGAUCUGGUGUGCAGCUUUAAAAUGUGUGUCGUUCAAUUUGAGAUUAUUGUUAAUGUGUAUAUAUAUAUAUUUGCAGUUUUAUUUCCCACUGGUACAAAUAAAUUGUAGCCAUAUGCUGGAAAGCUUAAUUUUAUGAUGGUUAGAACUAGGAAAUAAAUUUACUAAAUGAAUUGAAAUGGCAAAAGAUAUAUAUUUUGUGCUGUGGGUGCUCAUGGACAUGCACCCGAUUUUUUUGUAUAUCUACAAUGAUUGAUGACUAGAUUGAUUGUUGCGACAGAUUUUAUUUAUUCAGAAGAUGUGGCUUUAUGAGAUGUGCUUUGUGAGAGCGAGGAGGGUUUGAGAGGAGUUGGGAGGGGGGAGAUUGCUGGCCCAAUCUGUUUUUGAGAUUGUGAUGGAGGGCUGUCUCGUUUUUUUUUUUCUUUCCUCAGUCUAUUAAUCUCUUGCACUCUUUCUCGCUCCCACAUUCUCUCUUCCUCCCUGACUCCAUCUCUCUGACCCUCUCUAUCCACCUGCUAACAUCCGUGUAAUUAUAGUCCCCAGUACAAUGUUGUGUUUCAUUAGGAUACAGUGAAAUGAUCUGUUAUCAAUAAAGGAUUGUUAAAGGUU